AUGAGUACAAUAACAAACUUGACAAAUCGAUUUGAAGUAACAAAUGAAGCUAUAAAUAACAUGACAACGUGGACGGAAAUUAUUAUUCCAGCAUCACCAAGUUUUGAUAAUGACACGGAUGAAGACGAAAGUCAAGUAAUGUUGAACAGGACGAGUUUUAUUGCGCGACUCAACGAUUUUCGAACUCAAGUCACAUCAGAGCAAAAUCGCGAAAAUAAUAUAUCUCAUGCGAUUCUGUGGUAUAUGGCUGUAAACAAUGCAAUGCUAGAUCAUCUGACAAAGCAGAUAAAGGAAAGUGACAAGUCUGGAAUAUGGCGAUACCUAAUCGGAUUUAAAAAUCUGAUACGAAGCAUCGAAAAUAUUGGAAUAUCAGCAGUGUAUGGAAUUAAUUUUUUUAGUCGUGGACAGCUUGUAGGUGAAAAUUAUGUCAAUUACAUCAAGUAUGAUGCUCUUGGAAAAGAUUUGUUGAAUUCAUCAUUGAAUUAUGUUCCGUACUUAAAAAGUCAGUACAAAAAUUUGACCAAUUUCAAAGAAUAUGGAAGCAUCAAAAAUAUGAGCAAGAGAAUAACCCACAACAAUAAAAUUUCACCAGAUAACAAUGCAGCUGUGAAUUAUUAUCGUUCAAUGACUGAAUAUAUUGAACAGCUAAGGACUCUUCAUUCAAGCUUAAGACGGAAAAUAAAGGAUGAGGUAAAGCAAUUAUUGAAAGAAGCAAGCGAUGAUGAAGCUAUUGGCAUUGCAAUUCUAGUGACUGUUAUAAUAGUUUCUCCCAUAAUUAUCAUUCUUGUGAGGAAUGCAGUUGCGACUAUUCAGCUGUACUCAAUAAAUCUAGCUGAAAAGGCAAAAGAGCUAAGGCUGGAGCAGAAGAAGAGUGAUGCGAUUUUGUUUCAAAUGCUACCGACAAGUGUAGCUAUCAAACUCAAACAGACACGACAGGUCCCAGCAGAAUAUUUCGAUUCUGUUACUAUAUAUUUUUCUGAUAUUGUGGGAUUUACGGAAAUAGCAAGCAUUUGUUCACCACUUGAAGUAUGUUCUUUCCUUAAUUCAAUUUAUAAAGUCUUCGACGAGAGAAUUGCCAACUAUCAAGUAUAUAAAGUCGAGACCAUUGGUGAUGCAUAUAUGGUUGCUAGUGGUUUGCCGGAAAGAUGCGUCGAUAACAAACAUGUCAGUGAGAUUGCAACAAUGGCAUUAGAUCUGCUGCAUGCGUCAACUUACUUUAAAAUACCUCAUUCAACACAUGAAAAAUUGGAAAUUCGUAUUGGAAUUCACACAGGUCCAUGUGGUGCUGGAAUUGUUGGUACCAAAAUGCCUAGAUACUGUUUAUUUGGUGACACUGUGAAUGUGGCAUCAAGAAUGGAGUCGACUGGGGAAGCAUCAAAAAUUCACAUCACAUCAGAAGUGAAUGAUGAAUUGGCCAUAAUUGGCGGCUUCAAAACGGAAUUACGUGGUCUAAUCGAUGUUAAAGGAAAAGGACUAAUGAAAACUUAUUGGCUAACGUGCCGAGAUGCUCCAAUUAUAAACUACAAGGAAGAAAUUGCAUGGUUUGCAGAUAUGCAGCCAGUGUUUUUAAAUAAAAUUUAAUUUAAAUUCAUGAACAUGUGCAGUAGAAAAACCACCCAGUCAGGCUUAUGAAUAUAGAAAAAGAAAUUCAGGAACAUUCAUAAAGUUUCCAAUUUUAUAUUUUUAGAUGAAUUCAUCGAUAUCAUUAAAUGGAACGUGUCCUUAUAACAACUUGUUCGUUCUUCGUGCACAAAACUUAAUUUGGUCCAUGUUGAAAACUUUCAGUGCUUAAUGUUACUCUUCCUUUAUACUCAAAUCCCAUAAUUUUAAGGAAAUUUUUUGCGUUACGUACAUAGUCAUCAUGUCAGAUUUUUAUUUCUCGUCUUGCAUAUAACGUGACUUUAUUUUUUUUCGUUCAUCGUAGCAUUUUCUUUGAAAAGGCUUCUGGAUUUCCUUAAACGGGAAGUAAUCUUGGAAAAUUUAUUGCAUUCGAGUUUCUUUCUUGCCUUUAUACGAUCAGAGUUGGUGAUCUGAGUUCUGAUUUUUUGUUCAUUCCGAUUAUGACCUGAAGCAUUGGAGUCUUAAGGAAAUAGAUUGACGAUGGUAUUUGUCAAGUUUUGGGUAUGCGUUAUUGUAAGCUUACGCUAUGCUGGAUUAUUUGCAUUUAUGCUAAUUACGAAAGACACGUUAUUACAAAUAAAUCGGUAGAUAAGGAAUGUUAAAAUUUUACUUGAUUCCCAUCCCUG
Molecule: messenger RNA, 2246 nt
Organism: Chironomus riparius
Lineage: Eukaryota; Metazoa; Arthropoda; Insecta; Diptera; Chironomidae
Source: the annotation of a GenBank genome assembly